AUGUUCAACUCUCUCCAGACCGUCGCCCCAGCGGCGCUAUUGGCCCUCAGCGCUCUGCCGUCCGCUCUGGCGCAGGGCUACUCCAUAGAUUCGGAUGAUGCAAUCCGUGAAACAGCACGCACACUCGCGUACGACAUGAUGCUGUUUUAUGAAGGCAACAAGACCGGCAUGAUCCCCGGUAUUCUGCCAGGACCCCCAGCCGACGGAAAGGGCGAUUACUAUUGGUGGCAGGGCGGUGCCAUGAUGGGCACAUAUGUCGACUACUGGCACUUGACCGGCGACACGAGCUACAACGACGUCGUCCGCGAGGGCAUGGUGCACCAGGUCGGCGACAACCGCGACUACAUGCCCCUCAACCACACGGCCUCGCUCGGAAACGACGAUCAGGGCUUCUGGGGCAUGACGGCCAUGCUAGCCGCCGAGAAUAAGUUCCCCGACCCCCCCGAGGAUCAACCCCAGUGGCUGGCCCUCGCCCAGGCCGUGUGGUCGACGCAGAAUGACCGAUUCGACGACCACUGCAACGGAGGUCUCCGAUGGCAGGCCGUCUCCACCAACGCCGGAUACAACUACAAGAACACCAUUGCCAACGGUUGCUUCUUCAACAUUGGUGCUCGCCUCGCGCGCUACACCCGCAACGAUACCUACACCCAGGCCGCCGAAGAGACGUGGGACUGGCUCUGGGGGGUGAACUACAUCGACCACGAGAACUGGCGUGUCUACGACGGUGGCCACAUUGAGCACAACUGCACCGACAUCAACAAGGCCACCUUCUCCUACAACAUUGCCGUUCUGAUGCAAGGCGCCGCGUUCAUGUACAACUAUACCGAGGACGCCAAGUGGCUCGACCGCGUUGAGAAGCUGCUGGACCGUUGCCUUACCGAUUUCUUCCCGAGAGGUGUCGCUUAUGAGGUUCCUUGUGAGAGGGACCCUGGCCGCUGCAGUGCUGACAUGUUGACCUUCAAGGGAUACAUGCACCGCUGGCUCGCUGUUGUCACGCAGCUUGUUCCCUCGACAGCUUCGAAGAUUCUGCCCGUGCUGCAAAACUCGACGCAGGCUGCUAUAAGGCAGUGCACCGGUGGCGCCUCGGGCCGCGUGUGCGGCUUCUACUGGGACAGGGGCGAGUUUAUCGACCCCGCUGUCGACAAGACGACUGGUGCAGGCGAGCAGAUGAACGUCCUGGCCGCCGUUUCCUCGCUUCUCAUCGCAGGCGCGAACUCGCCCACGACCAACGACACCGGCGGCACCUCGAGGGGAGACAGCAACGCCGGCAGGGACAGCAACCCGUUCCAGGACCCGGAGCCGAUCACGACAGCGGACAGGGCGGGCGCCGGUAUCGUCACUUUUAUCAUCCUGGCGAGCGGACUGAGCUCGUGGUACUGGAUGAGCUUCUGGGACUAA
Messenger RNA from Verticillium dahliae VdLs.17, 1398 nucleotides. RefSeq names its product mannan endo-1,6-alpha-mannosidase DCW1. The transcript has 2 exons. Lineage: Eukaryota; Fungi; Ascomycota; Sordariomycetes; Glomerellales; Plectosphaerellaceae. Gene Ontology annotation, biological process: carbohydrate catabolic process; fungal-type cell wall biogenesis. Bases 1 to 1398 code for a protein of 465 amino acids. Gene Ontology annotation, molecular function: mannan endo-1,6-alpha-mannosidase activity. The record is from RefSeq and is a predicted model, not a curated record.